This is a messenger RNA of Vicia faba (fava bean), 324 nucleotides long. The record is from the annotation of a GenBank genome assembly. Lineage: Eukaryota; Viridiplantae; Streptophyta; Magnoliopsida; Fabales; Fabaceae.
AUGUUAUACCACCUUGAAGAUGCCCAGGGUAUUCGAGUUGCAGUGAAUAUUUCUACUUUAGAAUCUUCCCCAUCUCCUUUGGUGGCUACCGCUCUGGCUCCGACGCCUUAUCCUACCCUGGAUAGAGAAGCUUCAGCUCUUGUGUUCAAGGUGGGUCAGCAUGUGGAUGUCAUAGCCAUUUUUACAGUAGAGGAACCAACCUCACCUCCAGUUCGUCAAAGAUGGCCAAGGCGAAGGAACAUCAGUCUCCUAUAUUUGAGUGUUCUACAAAAUGGACUAGGGUUGCAAAGAAAAAUGAUUUUGGAGAGGCGACUCCCUUUAUAA